Messenger RNA from Oryza brachyantha (malo sina), 615 nucleotides. RefSeq lists its product as uncharacterized. NCBI's taxonomy places the organism in Eukaryota, Viridiplantae, Streptophyta, Magnoliopsida, Poales, Poaceae. The coding region runs from base 84 to 476 and encodes 130 amino acids. The transcript has a single exon. The record is from RefSeq and is a predicted model, not a curated record.
UAUGCAUGCUUCAUCUUAUGUGCAAACCUAGCCUUUAAUUCCCCCUGUUAGCUUGUUGGGGAUCCUAGGAAGGAAGAGAUAGGAUGGCAUCCUUCUUGUCGCCUCCAACACCAUUGAUGAUGACACGAGGUGUGUCGCAUAAUGGAGGUGCUGCCACGGGCAUUGGUGGUUCUUACGGAUCGGUGAUCGUGGCUCUAGCGAUUAUCGCAACCCUCACGGUUGCUUCGGUCGCUGUUGGCCAGCUCUGUGUCAGGCGUUAUGCAUCCAUCAAACCUGGCUACGGUAUGGGAGCCUUUGUGAAGAGAAAGAUCUAUGCACGCAGAGGUGGCGGGGGAGCUACCUAUGAUGUUGCCCUCCCUGAGAAGAAGGGGGGAGGAGAUGUAGAGACUGCUAUCGUCAUGGAGGAGGUGGAAGGAUCUGAGCCACCACAGGUCGAGGAGGACGACGAAGGUGGUGCUUCUCGAGCUAGCUCCUAGUAUGGGAACCGAUCUCUAUGCGUACUAUUGCUGGAUUUCUAAAAGACUCAUGUUGUGCUCUUUGGUUUAUGAUAUGAUAUGAUAUCUUGAAGGGUUCAUAAUGAAUUGAAAAAUAAUAAAUAAUAUCUUUAUCAGGUGU